GGGAGGGGGUGGCGGCGUCAUGGCGGCGGCGGCGGGCUCAGGCGCGGGCUCCUCAGCGCGGGGCUGUGGCGGCGGCGGAGGAGGCGGAGGCGGCGGCUCGGCGGCGGCGUCGCGGUGGUUCUUCAGCCGCGAGCAGCUGGACAACACGCCCUCCCGGCGCUGCGGCGUGGAGGCCGACAAGGAGCUCUCGUACCGGCAGCAGGCGGCCAACCUCAUCCAGGACAUGGGCCAGCGCCUCAACGUAUCUCAGCUGACAAUAAAUACUGCAAUUGUUUACAUGCACAGGUUUUAUAUGCACCAUUCCUUCACAAAAUUCAAUCGAAACAUAAUAUCUCCUACGGCAUUGUUCUUGGCUGCAAAAGUGGAAGAACAGCCACGGAAACUCGAACAUGUUAUUAAAGUAGCACAUGCCUGUCUUCACCCUCAAGAGCCACUACUGGAUACAAAGAGUGAUGCAUACCUUCAGCAAGCUCAAGAGCUGGUUAUACUUGAAACAAUAAUGCUUCAAACUUUAGGUUUUGAGAUUACCAUUGAACAUCCGCACACAGAUGUUGUGAAAUGUACGCAAUUAGUGAGAGCAAGCAAGGAUUUGGCACAGACAUCCUAUUUCAUGGCUACCAACAGUCUUCACCUUACUACAUUCUGUCUUCAAUACAAGCCUACGGUGAUAGCAUGUGUGUGCAUUCACUUGGCCUGCAAGUGGUCUAACUGGGAGAUUCCAGUAUCAACUGAUGGAAAACACUGGUGGGAAUAUGUGGAUCCUUCGGUUACUCUGGAAUUGCUGGACGAACUAACUCACGAGUUUCUGCAAAUACUGGAAAAAACACCUAGCAGGCUGAAGAGAAUUAGAAAUUGGCGGGCAACUCAGGCUGCUAGGAAACCUAAAGGUGAUGGACAGGUAUCAGAGAACUCGCUUCUUGGUUCGUCUUUGGUCCAGAAUUCCAUUUUGGUGGAUACAGUUACUGGUGUGGCUGCGAAUACAAGUUUCCAAAAACCAUCGACAUCAUUUCCUGCACCAGUACCUCUGACCUCAGGAAGUAUUUCUGUUCCAGAUAGUCAUGCACCUGAAAAUUUGGCAAUACUAGCAACCGGGAUGCCAAGUACCUCAUACAAUUUGGCAUCCCACCAGGAAUGGCCUCAGCAUCAAGAACAAAGCAGGACAGAACAAAUAUACUCUCAAAAACAGGAGACGUUACCUCCUAGUCAGUAUAAUAUGAACUUCCAGCCAGGGACGUCUGUACAGCUGCACUCGGGAGUACAUCACAGACCCGACAAACUUGCCGAGCAUUCUGCUGUCAAACAAGAGUAUUCUCAUAAGUCAGGAAACAAACACCACGGACAAGUUGCUGCUCCCGUAAUAAUUCCUCAAAAAAUGUCUCUGGAUAAAUACAGAGAGAAACGCAAACUAGAAACCCUUGAACUGGAUGUGAGAGAACACUACGUAGCAACCCCAGGCGAACAGCCACACAAAAAACACAUGCCGGCGCAGACAGCCAGUGGUGCUUCCGUUACGUCUCCUAUUAAAAUGAAAAUUCCCAUCGCGAACGCAGAGAAGCCUGAAAAACACUUGUCUGAUAAAAAAGAAAAGGGAGGCUCGCUCAAACUCCGCAUACCCAUCCCGCCCACAGAAAAGGGUGCCAGUAAGGAGGAGCUGAAAAUGAAAAUUAAAGUUUCCUCCUCAGAAAGACAUAGCUCAUCAGAUGAGGGUAGUGGAAAAAGUAAGCACUCAAGUCCACACGUUAGCAAGGAACACAAGGAAAAGCACAAAGAACACUCUUUAAAUCGCCACCACAGUAUGGGUCACAAGCACUCCCAUUCGCACAGUGGCAGCAGUAGUGGCGGCAGUAAGCAUAGUGCUGACGGCUUAACACCGACUGUUUUGAGGAGUCCCGUUGGUCUGAGUAGUGACGGCAAUUCCUCUAGUUCCGGCUCGUCAAGGAAGAAGUUGCACAGCAACGAUGCUUCUCACAACCACCACUCCAAAAUGAGCAAAAGUUCCAAAAGUUCAGGUGGGCUACGGACAUCUCAGCACCCUCGUGAAACUGGACAAGAAGCCAGUGGAGAACGGUCCUGAUGCCCAUCACCAGUACAGUACAAACAGCCAGCAUAUGGACUACAAAGACACAUUCGACAUGCUGGAUUCGCUGUUAAGUGCCCAAGGAAUGAACAUGUAGUCAAUUCUUAGGUGGUUUUUCUUUCCUUUUUUUUAAUUUAAGAAUUGUUAGAACGGAAAACUUCCUACUCUAGCAGUAGCAACACCAGCUGUUGCUGCCAUGGUUUCAGUAUAUGUAAGUGCUGCUUUAUCCUUCACUCUGAAAAGAAGAGGUAUAGUAAACGAGUCUUUAUCUCCACAUAUGAUAGUGUUAUAAAUACUGUAAUAGCAUGGAAGGUGCAAAAAUCUCAGUAUUUCUACAACUGCAGCUAAGAACAGUAGAAUGAACGUCUGCUUUUAGGUGCAUAGGAUGCCUCGAGCAUUGAUUAUUUAUAAUUUCGAAUACUGCAGCCACAACUUUUUGUUGCUUAGUUUUUGAAUGAGUGUAAUUGUUUUCUUGUGUAUUUAUACUGUAUGUAUGAUUUGCAUGUUUUGAAGAUAAAGGGAUUAAAACAGUAUACUGACAACUGUUUACAAGAAAGUGGAGAAAAAUGUACAUACAUUUUUGUAUGUUUAGAUAUACCAUAAAUACUCAGGAUUGGAGCUGCUUGUAAGUAUAACAAAAUACACAUAACUUUAUUUUAUCUUGUCAGAGUCCAUCAGUUAUCCAAACCAAGAUGGCACUUUGUCUUGUUUAUCUUUAUAAACUGUAGGCCUUAUUGGAAGCCACUUAAAAGGGACACUUCACUAGAGAAGGCAUCCAGUACCACGUAGGGUCUCCACCGCACAGUAUUACCCACGAGGCAGAAAACAGGGUGGGCCCCUGCUUGCUGACUGUGGCCAGAGCUUUGAAAUGUCCCUAAUUUCUUGAAGGAAAAAGGAAUUAAAAUAAAAGUUUACAUAAUCUCUUGAUGUGAAGUGCAUUUAAAUGUUUAUUGGCUUGAUGCAGUAAAAUAGACACAGAGCUGUUAAUAAUGGUUAUGUAGAUUUAAUGUGACUUAACUGCAAUUCAUAACUGUCAUGGUGGGAAAAUCAUCUUUUUUUAAGAAGUCAUAAUUUAUUUUAAUAGUAAACAAGGGUCACUGUUUCCAUUACCAUUUCAGAAUAAUAUCCAUGUUCUGAAAUCCAAAAAGUGUACUUGUGUGUGAUGCCAUAUUUCUUUUACAGGUGAAUGCAGUCUUCACAGUAAAUAAGAAUAAAACUAUUGAUAUCCCAACUUUAUAUUCCAACAAUAAAAUAGUAUUAAUUGAUUCUGUGCAUUGUACUUGUCAUUAGUUACCAAAUUGGAAGAUACUUGUUCUGUUUUUUCAGCUCUGUGGGGAAAAAAAAUCAGUCUCCCAGUUAAACCACUAGCAUACAUUUUUAUCUGCCUGCAAGUGUCAGUGUUACAGCUCGUGUGCUCUUUCCACAGUGUUUUGCUCUUAAAAAAAAAAAAAAAAAAGACAGGUGUGAAUGUUCACGUGUUCUCAAAGCCAAUACUACAGCUCAGCCUGGAUAAGUGAACCAACUUUCUGGGUUCUUACUCAAAACUAUUCAUAAGCUAUGAAGUACCUCAACACAAACUCAGUAUAUAGUAGCAACAGACAGUUCUUAGUCACUUAUUUUAACUCAGAAGCAAACAGGAUGUGAAGUAGGCUUUUGCUAAUUUUGCCAAGCCACCUCCUUCACUUAGUGCUUGUGUAAUUCUGUCAUCUCAGGUGUCAGACCUGACGCCUAGCCCUUCCAGUUGUGUUACUAAAGCGUGCUUUAAAUGGUAAAACUGCUCAAAACCUACCCAGAUGGUAGUUGCUGUAUGAUGUAACUACAGGUAUAUCAAUUACUAUGUAAUACUCUCUUUCCAGUAAUGCAAACGCUUGUAAUUACUUGAAUAAGUUUUAUUUGAACUAUGGAUACUUUUUUUUUUUACACUAAGGAAUAUUUAAAUGGAAACCUGAUGGCAUCUUCUGCUAAAUCUAACCUGAAAUCUUGGCCCAUGUACAAAAUGCAAAGCUGUCUUAUCCGUACUGUGGUUGUUUUUCUCUGUUCAGAAUGUAUUUAAACCCUUUGUUACAUUUCUGCAUUGUUGAGUAUUUUAUAUCCUUAUGUCGUCUGUUUCCUUUCUGUCUCAGCUCUAAUCUUAGGUCUGGCUUUUAGCAAAUGUAAUCUGCAUUAGAUACUGUCCUAGGCUAUAGCAUGGGCAGGUGGAUGAAAAAGCAGUAAGUUGUCUUAAUUUUGUCUUUAAAGCACUACACUGCUCUUCUUUUCAAGUCUAUUUAAAUAGUUGUGCCAUGAAAUGCAUCUUAUACAGCCACUUUGGAUAAGCAAUAUAUUGUACUGUAAAUAUAGCAAUUAAUGUCGUAAGUUGGAGUUGAAAUGUCUGGAUGAUAACUAGUGCCUGUCUAAUAUAAAUUGGAAAAGAGCAUAGGUCUUCAUCUUAAGGUGCUGUUUCAGAAUAACUAUUUCCUAUUUUGAUUCUAGGAAAUUGUGAAAUCUUGUGGACAAAAUGUUGCUAUGCUACCUUGAGAUCCAAACUGAUUUUUGGUUUCUCUGUAAAGAAUAUCCAUAAAACCCAUUGGUUUUGGUUUUCAAUGUGACUGUAAAUAUGUGAAACUGUACUUGUCUUUGUGUGCGGAACUAAAUUCAGUGUGGUGGGAGUAGGGGGUGAGAGGGAGGGAGAGGACAUGCAGUGAGAUGCCACUGAUGUUCCCUGACUGAAACCCACUGCCAAUUAGUGAAUCGUGUGAAUUGGGGCCUGGCUGAGGUGUGUGAAAUGAGUGAAAAUUCAUUCACUGAUCAGCCUCAACCUCCCAAGUGAAUGACUGAAUAAAUGCAAUAAAAGGCUAACAGACGACACUAUUACUCUGUUCAUCACUGAUUACAGGUUUUUUGUUGUAAAUCUGAGUACAUACAUUAUGUAAUUUUGUAAAAUUAAGCUUUAGUGCAGACCUUGCUAUGACACUAUUAAAAAUAUUCCCUUUUUGUGAGAUACAAGGUUUGUAGAAUAGUGAGAUUCUUUUGUACAUUGAACCUUAAUUCUGUUCCUAAUGGUGGAAGUGCUGAAGUAAUGUAUCUCACUGUGAUCUGGUACUUCGGUAUUUGCAUAAAACAGCAGUUCUGUAUAUUCUUUUGGCAAAUUGUAAAUAUAAAUGUUUCAUAUUAGCAUAGUUGAAUUUUUGAGGUACAGCCAUUUGUGUGAGAUUAGAAAGACUUUAUUUCUAAGAAAUUG
This is a messenger RNA of Cygnus atratus (black swan), 5297 nucleotides long. It is a transcript of the gene CCNT2, whose product is annotated as cyclin T2. Gene Ontology annotation, molecular function: cyclin-dependent protein serine/threonine kinase activator activity. Bases 20 to 2074 code for a protein of 684 amino acids. Gene Ontology annotation, biological process: positive regulation of DNA-templated transcription, elongation; regulation of transcription by RNA polymerase II. Gene Ontology annotation, cellular component: nucleus; cyclin/CDK positive transcription elongation factor complex. The record is from RefSeq and is a predicted model, not a curated record. NCBI's taxonomy places the organism in Eukaryota, Metazoa, Chordata, Aves, Anseriformes, Anatidae. The transcript is spliced from 10 exons.